Messenger RNA from Struthio camelus australis, 1449 nucleotides. The record is from RefSeq and is a predicted model, not a curated record. NCBI's taxonomy places the organism in Eukaryota, Metazoa, Chordata, Aves, Struthioniformes, Struthionidae.
AUGCCGAUAGCUUGCGGGGAGAGGAAGAAAGCCCCUAAUCCCUACGCUUUCCCCGCAGAGCCUGUUUUGCAGCUUGCUGGCACAGGCUGCCGGUGCUCAGGGGUGCUGGAGGUGAAGAAGCACGGCCAGUGGAGUAGAGUGUCCUGGGACGGAGCGAACAGAGUUGCUGCUGCUGUCUGCAAGCAGCUGGGCUGCGGGCCCCCCACUGCUGAGGCCUUCCAGCUCAUCUUCUCCCACGCGAAGAUGCCUUGCAUGAAGCCGUCCCAGUGUGGAGGGAAAGCAGCUCCGCUGGUGGGGUGCACCUGGAUACUGGCCAACUGCACGGACUACGUCACCCUGGCCUGCAGUGAGCCGGCCGAAACCACCACCGAGCCCCGGCCGGCACCUGAGACCACCACGCCAGAGCCUACUGGUGCUGCUAGGCUUAGGCUGGUGGAUGGGAACUUCAGCUGCUCAGGGUUCGUGGAGCUGUACAUGCAGGGGCUGUGGGGCGCCGUGGGGGUCAGCGCGGGCGCCUGGCCCGACCUAGCCACCCGAAUCUGCGAGGAAGUGCAUUGCGGCAGCCUCAUCGGCAACUACAUCACAGCGCCGGAGGCGGGGAGCCACUUACCGGUACAAUGGGAGAUGGUGGGGCCCUGCGAGAGCUACUCAGUCCUGGACUGCUUCAAUCGAACAAGUGACAGUCGGGGGAAAGUGCCUGCCUUCGUCAUCUGCUCCGGCUCCCAGCCCCGGGCCAUGCGGAGGCUGGUGGGAGGCCUGACCACCUGCGAGGGGUACAUUGAGGUGUUUCACGGGGACCGGUGGCAGGUGUUGUGCGACGAGCCCAGGCAGCGGGCCGAGCGGGGCAAGCAGGUAUGCCAGGAGCUGCGGUGCGGGAACCUCUCCUCCAGCACCAUGCUCGAGGACCCCCCAACGAUGGGCAUCACCUGCACCGCUCGUGACCUCCACCUCUGCCCUGCCAGCCACAGAGGGCUCCGGACCUGCUCCCGUACCAGGAUUGUGUGCCAGGACUCCAAGCCGCGUCCAGCCAGCCUGGGAGCCGGCACCAUUGUGAGCAUCUUCUUGGCCCUGAUUCUCUUUGGCAUCCUCCUGCUCAUCUGCGGACCCCCUGCCUACAAGAGACUGAUGAAGAAAAUCUCCAAGAAGAAGCAGCGUCAGUGGAUUGGCCCCACGGGACUCAACCAAAACGUUUCGUUCCACCGCAGCAGCACCGUCAACCUGAGGCCGCGGGCUGAGGGGCCGAGGGCACAGGGGGAGGACAAUGACUAUGCACAGCCUCCCAAGAAGAACCCCUACCUGUCAGCUUAUCCAGCUCUGGAAGGUGCGUCCCGAUCUUCCAACCCUCCAGACAAUUCCUCCGAUAGCGACUACGACUUGCACUCUGCCCGGAGAGUGUGACUUCCCUGCAAGAGACAGAGGUGGGAUUCAACAUACAGGAAAAAAAAAAAA